This is a messenger RNA of Juglans regia (Persian walnut), 1176 nucleotides long. Its product is annotated as agamous-like MADS-box protein AGL61. NCBI's taxonomy places the organism in Eukaryota, Viridiplantae, Streptophyta, Magnoliopsida, Fagales, Juglandaceae. Gene Ontology annotation, biological process: regulation of transcription by RNA polymerase II. The record is from RefSeq and is a predicted model, not a curated record. The transcript is spliced from 2 exons. Gene Ontology annotation, molecular function: DNA-binding transcription factor activity, RNA polymerase II-specific; RNA polymerase II cis-regulatory region sequence-specific DNA binding; protein dimerization activity. The coding region runs from base 407 to 985 and encodes 192 amino acids.
GCUGAAGGGCGGCCCGGACCUUAGCAAAUUUGAGGUACUCUUUAUCAGGAAAAUAUCCGAAUUGAGAGAGAGAGAGAGAGAGAGAUUGGUUUUGCCCGAAAGCAGCUCAUAAUAUGGAACACGAACCGACCGAGCAGAAUGCCUGCUUGCCGUUGCCUAACUUACCAAUGGCUUCUUCUUAGUGGGUUCCUUGGAAGUCGCUUAAUUUGAUCACUGGCUUGGCGAAUGCUUUUGACAUCUCCGAUUUCAUAGAUAAUAAAUGGAAAGAAAUGUGGACAACUGGUAAGAAAUGAGAAUUAAAUAGGUUUGAGGGUUGGUUAAGGCAUCAAAGCCCUAUAAAUCCAGCAUCCCUCCUCAGAAUUUCUCAAGACACAUCGCUCUUCAAGUACUUCUGUAAAGUGGAAGUAUGAUGAACAUGGGCGGCAAAAAGACUCAAAAGAAGACGAUGCAAGGAGCAAGUGCUCAGCAGGUUUCUUUCUCAAAACGACGAUCUGGCCUCUUCAAGAAGGCCGGUGAACUUUGUACCAUAUGUGCUGUUGAGACCGACAAUAUCAUCUUCUCUCCUGGUGGGAAGGUGUUCUCCUGUGGUCAUCACUCUGUUGAGGAUGUAAUAAACAUGCUUGGCCACCGUGGGAAGCCAGAUGCUGUGUCAAUUCUGGAAGCAGAGGCUCACCAAGAGAGAGUCCUUUGUGACCUGAAGAAGCAAUAUUCUGAUCUGCUUGAGCAAUUGGAAGCUGAAAAGAAACGAGGGGAGAAACUAGAGCAGAUGAAGAAGGAAGGCCAGGUAAGCAGCUGGUUUGUUACUCCAAUUGAGGAACUCAGCUUUGAGGAGCUGAAGAUCCAGCAUGCUGCAAUGGCAGAACUUAGGGGAAAAGUACUCAAGAACAUGGCGGAGCGUCUGGCCCAGGGUUCUGCGCCAUCUGUUGCUGCCAACUCUGGUGGAGCUUCUGAUUUCCCAGUCUCCAAACCAAAGGCUGCACCAUAGGCCAUUAAUCUCUGUUAUUCUGAAUAAGUUGAUGGAAGAGUCUGGAUUAGCAGUAUUUUGUUAUGGGUUUUGUGAUUUAUAUGAUAUCAUCGAGUCACUCUCUUCCUCUCUGCAUCUUUAUGUAAGAUGUUGCCAGUAAUAAAACUAUGACUAUGAGAAAAAAAUAUUCAAAAUGUCUUUUGCUGUGACAA